Messenger RNA from Nanorana parkeri, 2587 nucleotides. RefSeq names its product ribosomal protein S6 kinase A5 (gene RPS6KA5). The record is from RefSeq and is a predicted model, not a curated record. The transcript has 16 exons. Gene Ontology annotation, molecular function: protein serine/threonine kinase activity; magnesium ion binding; ATP binding. Lineage: Eukaryota; Metazoa; Chordata; Amphibia; Anura; Dicroglossidae. The coding region runs from base 133 to 2289 and encodes 718 amino acids. Gene Ontology annotation, biological process: intracellular signal transduction; protein phosphorylation; regulation of DNA-templated transcription.
AACCUGACAGGGCACGCCGAGAAAGUUGGGAUCGAGAAUUUCGAGCUCCUCAAGGUGCUGGGGACUGGUGCCUACGGCAAAGUGUUCCUGGUGCGGAAGAUCAGCGGCCAUGACUCCGGGAAGCUGUACGCCAUGAAAGUGUUGAAGAAGGCAACUAUAAUUCAGAAGUCCAAGACGGCAGAACACACGAGGACGGAGCGCCAGGUGCUGGAACACAUCAGACAGUCGCCCUUCCUAGUAACCCUUCACUAUGCCUUCCAGACCGACACAAAACUUCAUCUCAUUUUAGAUUACAUUAAUGGUGGAGAACUAUUCACUCAUUUAUCUCAGCGAGAGAAAUUCACAGAGCGUGAAGUUCAGAUGUAUAUUGGGGAAAUUGUACUGGCCCUUGAACACUUGCAUAAGCUGGGAAUAAUUUAUCGGGAUAUAAAACUUGAGAACAUUCUUUUGGACUCCAGCGGUCAUGUGGUAUUAACAGACUUUGGGCUCAGCAAGGAGUUCCUGUCCGAUGAGAAUGAAAGGACGUACUCCUUUUGUGGGACUAUAGAAUACAUGGCGCCAGAGAUCGUCCGCGGAGGGGAAUCCGGGCAUGAUAAGGCUGUGGAUUGGUGGAGUUUGGGGGUUUUGAUGUAUGAGCUGCUGACCGGAGCAUCGCCUUUUACUGUCGAUGGGGAAAAGAAUUCUCAGGCAGAAAUCUCUAAGAGAAUAUUGAAAAGUGACCCUCCGUAUCCACCAGAAAUGAGUGGACUUGUCAAAGAUCUUAUCCGGGGGUUAUUGAUGAAAGACCCCAAAAAGCGUUUGGGUUGUGGACCGGACGGCUCCGAUGAAAUAAAGAAACAUCCGUUUUUCAAGACAAUUAAUUGGGACGAUUUGGCAGCAAAGAAAGUACCCGCGCCAUUUAAACCUGUCAUUAAGGAUGAGCUGGAUGUAGGGAAUUUUGCUGAGGAAUUUACAGAGAUGGAUCCCACAUACUCCCCUGCUGCUCUACCCAUGAACGCUGACCGAAUAUUUCAGGGAUAUUCUUUUGUCGCUCCAUCCAUCUUGUUCAAGCCCAAUGCCGCCAUCACAGAUCCUAUCCAGUUUCACUUUGGAACGGAGCGUCCUGGCGUCACAAACAUAGCAAGAAGCGCCAUGAUGAAGGACUCCCCUUUUUAUCAGCACUACGAGCUUGAUCUGAAGGAGAAGCCGCUGGGCGAGGGCAGUUUUUCCAUCUGUCGGAAAUGCCUGCACAAAAAAUCCAAUCAGGAGUACGCCGUGAAAAUAAUCAGCAGACGUAUGGAAAGCAACACACAGAAGGAAAUUGCAGCAAUGAGGCUUUGUGAAGGCCAUCCCAAUAUAGUAAAACUGCACGAUGUUUACCAUGACCAGCUUCAUACUUUCCUAGUCAUGGAGUUACUGAAAGGGGGGGAACUGUUUGAACGCAUCAAAAAGAAGAAAUCAUUCAGCGAGUCAGAAGCCAGUUACAUCAUGCGGAAACUGGUGUCCGCAGUCAGUCAUAUGCAUGAUGUCGGAGUUGUUCAUAGGGACCUAAAACCAGAGAAUUUUCUUUUCACAGACGAAAGCGACAGUUGUGAGAUAAAAAUUAUAGAUUUCGGUUUUGCGAGGUUGAAGCCUCCGGAUAACCAGCCUCUGAAAACGCCUUGCUUUACGCUGCAUUACGCCGCGCCGGAACUCCUGAAUGCUAAUGGCUACGACGAGUCAUGUGACCUGUGGAGUCUUGGGGUCAUUUUAUACACAAUGCUGUCGGGUCAGGUACCUUUCCAGUGUCACGACAGAACGGUAACGUACGCCACAGCGGAGGACAUCAUGAAGAAGAUAAAGCAGGGAGACUUCUCGUUUGAAGGAGACAGCUGGAAGAAUGUCUCACAGGAGGCUAAGGAUUUGAUACAAGGGCUUCUCACUGUGGAUCCUAAUAAAAGAAUUAAGAUGUCUACACUGAGGUAUAACGAAUGGCUUCAAGAUGGCAGCCAACUAUCUUCCAAUCCUCUGAUGACCCCCGAUAUCCUUGGCUCUGCCGGAGCUUCUGUACACACACACGUCAAAGCCACUUUUCAUGCCUUCAAUAAAUUCAAGCGGGAAGGCUUCCUUCUCCAAAAUGUGGACAAAGCCCCACUGGCAAAACGCAGGAAGAUGAAGAAGACCAGCACCAGUACAGAGACUCGGAGCAGCUCCAGCGAGAGCUCGCACUCCUCCCAUUCACAUGAUAAAACCUCUCCGUCAAAGACUCUGCAGCCGACGAGUCAAUCCGAGAGCAAUAACCCCGACACCAUCUUCCAGUUCACGGACUAGAGCUACAGCUAGAGCAGCCUUCUUCUCAAACAGCACAGCCGGAUCCAAACAGCCGCCCAGCACCUCCUUCGAGGCUCGCAAGCUAUUAGCCAUCCUUCUACUUUUACUGAGUUCUUUGAUGUGAACCCUUCUGGUGCUGCCCGGAGGCAUGCAGGCACUAAUAAUGGGUGCUCUCAUGAACUUUUUUCCUUUUUCUCCUCUUCCCUUGUGUUUAGGGGGGAAAUUGAAGACCUUCUAAGGGCUGAUGCAGACAUCGCAAUGUCUUGCCUUAUUUAACCCCAAAGCUGCUGUCAAUACC